AUGUCGUUGCAAAGGUCUUUGCGGCUCUUGAGUCGUCCAGCAUCAUCACAGGUCACGGCCCGAGCACUUUCACAGCAACGACGAUGGCUAGCAACACCAGCCGAAGCAUUGCCAUUGGCUGGCAUAAGAGUUCUUGAUAUGACCAGAGUACUAGCUGGUCCAUACUGUACACAAAUCCUCGGUGACCUAGGCGCAGAAGUCAUCAAAAUCGAACAUCCAACCCGAGGCGACGACACCCGAGCCUGGGGACCACCUUAUGCCUCCUACACAGAAGAAAGCGGCCAGAAAGGUCAAGGCGAAAGCGCAUACUUCCUGGCCGUCAACCGCAACAAGAAAUCCAUAGGCCUCUCCUUCCAGUCCCCAGCAGGUGUUGAAAUUCUUCACAAGUUGGCCAAAGACUGCGAUAUUUUGGUCGAGAACUACCUCCCCGGCGCAUUGAAGAAGUACAACAUGGACUACGAAAGCGUCUCGAAAGUCAACCCAGGCAUUAUCUACGCCAGCGUAACAGGCUACGGCCAGACUGGACCGCACAGUAAGAGGGCAGGCUACGAUGUCAUGGUUGAAGCGGAAAUGGGCCUAAUGCACAUAACCGGCCACCGCGACGGCCCCCCAGCAAAGGUCGGCGUAGCAGUAACAGACCUAACAACAGGCCUAUACACCUCCAAGUCCGUCAUGGCCGCCCUCAUCGCCCGCGGCAAGAACGGCGGCAAGGGCCAACACAUCGACGUCGCGCUCGCAGACUGCCAGAUUGCCACGCUCGCCAACAUCGCAUCUUCCUGUCUCAUCAGUGGCAAGCCAGACAGUGGCCGUUGGGGCACUGCGCAUCCUUCCAUCGUGCCUUAUAAGGGAUUCCAGACGAAGGAUGGGGAUAUUUUGCUGGGGGGUGGGAAUGAUAGGCUUUUUGGUGUGCUGUGUGACAAGUUGGGGAAGCCCGAGUGGGCGAGUGAUGAGAGGUAUAGGACGAAUGCAGAUCGAGUUAGUCGGCGGGAUGAGUUGGAGGAUAUGAUCGAGGCUAUCACUGCCACCAAAACCACUCAGGAAUGGCUCGACGUCUUCGAAGGCAGCGGUAUGCCAUAUGCGCCUAUCAACGAUGUCAAAGCGACAUUGGAGCACGAACACACCCAGCACCGCAACAUGGUAACAGAAGUGCACCACCCCUCCUGCGGCCCCAUGAAACUCGUCAGCCCUCCCGUGAAAUUCUCAGAAUCGAAACCCAGUAUCCGCACACCGCCGCCGACGCUGGGCCAACACACCGAUGAAGUAUUAUCGGGACUGCUGGGGAUGGAGUCGGGGGAGAUUGAAGCGUUGAAGAAGGAUGGGGUGGUCUCGUAG
Messenger RNA from Fulvia fulva, 1332 nucleotides. RefSeq names its product Succinate--hydroxymethylglutarate CoA-transferase. The transcript has 5 exons. Gene Ontology annotation, molecular function: catalytic activity. The record is from RefSeq and is a predicted model, not a curated record. The coding region runs from base 1 to 1332 and encodes 443 amino acids. Lineage: Eukaryota; Fungi; Ascomycota; Dothideomycetes; Mycosphaerellales; Mycosphaerellaceae.